Sinocyclocheilus grahami is the source of this 555-nucleotide messenger RNA. It is a transcript of the gene med9, whose product is annotated as mediator complex subunit 9. Gene Ontology annotation, molecular function: transcription coregulator activity. Gene Ontology annotation, cellular component: mediator complex. The record is from RefSeq and is a predicted model, not a curated record. Lineage: Eukaryota; Metazoa; Chordata; Actinopteri; Cypriniformes; Cyprinidae. Gene Ontology annotation, biological process: regulation of transcription by RNA polymerase II. The coding region runs from base 10 to 333 and encodes 107 amino acids. The transcript is spliced from 2 exons.
CGCGCGUUGAUGACGCAGAAACCCCUCGACGAAAACAUGGCGGCUGCUGAACCGGUGCUAGAGGAGGCUGAAGAUUAUUCCUUUUUACCUAUUAUUCACGACAUCAUAAAAUGCAUGGACAAAGACGGUCCAGACGUGCACCAGGAGCUGAACAAGCUGAAGACGAAGCUCCAGGAGGCUCGGGAGCAGAUCUCGGCGAUGCCGGGGGUCGACACGAGUCCCGCGCUGCAGGAGAGCAACCUGCGCAGCCUCCGAGAGCAGGUCCGGACCAAGAACCAGCUUCUGCAGAAAUACAAGAGCCUGUGCAUGUUUGACAUCCCCAAACCCUCCUGAGACGCUCUGCGGAGGAACCAUGGCCGUGCUGCUGCGUCUAACCAACCAACCCACCCACUUAUAGUUGUAAAAGUGCUGUAUUUUUUAUAAUUUCUCUAAAGUGUGUACUUUGGUGAAUGUUGCUUGUUACUAGAGAACGGAUUCUGUAUACCCUGCCUUUGUCAUAGUUUGUGCAUUCAAUUAAAUUACUUCUUUUUCUGCAUGCAUUUAAACAUGAAGUCU